AUGAUCAUCGUCCGCGCUGUUGUGGUGUCUCUAUGUCUAGUUUCGAUAGCAUGCGCUCGACCUGCUUCUAUUUUCAAAACUUUUGGUAGGCGCCGGGGGUCUUUCCGGUCCAGUCCGUCUAAAAUGAAAAGACAAACAGACGAGUUGCGACGACAAAUCGUAGAAAUUGAUCAUCCUUAUUACGGUGAAUAUUUUUCUUCAGAGCAACACGACGAAGAACCAUUACACUCAAUUAGAGGAAAAGCUUCAGUGGCAGAACUUUUCCGUCACAGGCUGAUGGCCUGCGGGUUAAUAACGACUAAAUCUCCCGAUAUGUGGAAGAAUCGUUUGAUUGCCGAAUUGGAGGAAAUAAUUGCGGAAUUGGAGCGAAGAUGUGAACUGUGUAAACCGCUCUAUGAUGAACCAUGUCGAUAUGAGAUACUUCGAAGACUUAUGGAUCCCUGUCCUCCUUGUUGUCGGAAAGAUACAAAAAAACGGCUUCUAAUGACGCUUCAGAAACUCGUCGAAAGAUCGUUGGAUAGUGGAAAUAUGUCAGAGAAUGAACAAAGUAAUGCAGGAUUUGAAGACGAAUAUUACAAAGAUAAUCUAAAUAUCUUGCCCUACACCGACACACCUAUGGCAAGAAAAACUACUAGUGUAACCGAAAUACCCAUGCAUUUAACGACACCAAUGAUCACUAUUGUAACGCAGAAGAACAAAUUCAAUAAUUCCUGGUGGCCGUUGCCUCGUAGGCCUAACUCCCAAUUUUUGAAAACCCAAUUAUAUGAUACCAGUUUUAUCAACACAACACAUGAUAAUGAUCACGGGGGCUCGUUAGUGCAUGCCGUCAAUGAAGAGAAGGUUGAAAAUGUUUACGAUUUUUUGCAACAUUACAUAAAUGCAGUAUACAAGGGACAACCAGGUGAUGAGCAAAGGAAGCAGUUUUUUCUUGACCAAUUAUGCCAAAAUGCAACCAAUGGAAGAAUCGUGCUCCAGUGCGCCGACAGUACCGGAGCAAGAAACACGCGAGCAACGGAAAUUGAUGCGACGGAAAAACUUUCAGCUAGGCAUGCUAGUGAAAGUUCCAACUCCUCAAGUGACAUUCAAAUCCCGCUACUUUUUGCUACCCCAACUAUAAAUUGUAAGUAG
Molecule: messenger RNA, 1128 nt
Organism: Anopheles nili
Lineage: Eukaryota; Metazoa; Arthropoda; Insecta; Diptera; Culicidae
Exons: 2
Coding region: 1-1128 (375 amino acids)
Source: RefSeq, a predicted model, not a curated record